CAUCAUUGAUGAUGAUGAGAGGAGAAAAGAAAUGCAGAUAAAGAAGUACCAGUGAGGAUGAUGAGGAGCGGCUGGCCGGUGAAGACAUGAGCACACCCCACAGAUGGAGUCCUCUUUCAAAGGCGUAGAGCUCCGGGAGCUGAGGGGGGGAGGAGCCCGGCGAGGAGAGGCCCCAGUGGGCUGCGCCGCCCGCGGGUUUGAGAACGCCUCGUACCAGCAGGACGAGGAGCACGACCUCCGCCAGCAGGGGGCGACGGAGCCGGCCGGUGCUCCGCCCUCAACCUCUGGCACCAGCAAGGGAGAGCAGCAGCAUCAGGAGCGCUCUCCUCGGUCAUACGAUGAAGAGGAAGGAGGAGGAGGAGGAUGGCAGGAGGACGGACAGGACUUCCCAGAGUUCCACCCGUCCGACGACCGCUCUGCAGACUACGGCUUCAUCUUCGCCCUGGUGUUCCUGGUGAGCGGCAUCGUCCUCGUGGUCAUCGCCUACACCAUCCCCCGAGAGGCCAAGGUGGACCCGGACUCGGUGUCGGCCCGUCAGAUGGAGAAGCUCGAGCUGCACUACGCCCGGCUCGGCUCCCACCUGGACAAGUGCAUCAUCGCGGGCCUGGGCCUGCUGACCCUGGGCGGCAUGUUCCUGUCCGUGCUGCUCAUGGUGUCCAUCUGUCGGGGGGAGAUGCACCGGAGCCGGGCGGCCUUCGUCCGGCCCAAGAGGACUUACGGCUCCAUCAACCUGAGGAUGAAGCAGCUGGCGACCGGAGAGUCGGGAGGAGGCGACGACAGGGACAGAGGGGAGGAAUUUUUGGUGGAGCGUGUCGAGAUGCUGGAUCCAAAAUGGGACUCCAAAUCAGAACCUGGACCCAGCAGGACUCCUCCUCCUCCUGCUCUUCUUGCUCCUCUUCCUCCUGCUUCGUCUUCUCCUUCCUCUUCGGCUGCUCCUCGUGGAGUCAACUGACUUUUCACGCCGCCUCCUCUGAGUGAGAUCCCAAAAUGGGGAUGCAAAAUGGUGCGAAGCCAACCUCAUUUGUGCCGACCGGAGAAACACACGUUGAGCACAAAGGUCCUUAAAGCAGCUUUAACCGGUGUUAACAGGACAGAGACGUUAACGGGACGGAAACUUUAACGGGACGGAGACGUUAACGGGACGGUGACGUUAACGGGACGGAGACUUUAACGGGACGGAGACGUUAACGGGACGGAGACUUUAACGGGACGGAGACGUUAACGGGACGGUGACGUUAACGGGACGGAGACGUUAACGGGACGGAGACUUUAACGGGACGGAGACGUUAACGGGACGGAGACUUUAACGGGACGGAAACUUUAACGGGACGGAGACGUUAACGGGACGGAGACGUUAACGGGACGGAGACGUUAACGGGACGGAGACGUUAACGGGACAUCUGUCCUCGUAAAGGACGCAUUGAUCCGCUAGAAGGAAAGAGGUACGUUAUUGGGGGAAAAGAGCACAUCGGUUCAUUAUUCAGAGUUUCACAUUAAAAAGCACACGAUGGCCCUAAAGGUCAGAGGUCACUUUAUUCAUGAGGUCUCCAUAAAAAAUAUCAGUGCAAACGAUAUCAUCUACGAGAUGUUACGGGAAGCGAUCAAUAAACAGAGGCAACAUUUUUAAUCCCCACCAAUGAAAACAAUAUGAAGAUAAACCACCACAUCAUCUGGAAACUGUAAAACCUCGAUAAAUGACAUUAUUUAAUGUUAAUUAUGAACAUGAAAUCAUUUCUCAGAGCGACUUUGUUUACAUAAUAUCUUCAUACUUUAUUGUAUUGUUAUUAUUAUUGUUAAUAAUAUUUUUCAUAUAUUAACAUAAUAUUGUGACUUUUAUCUCUAAAUAUUAUGGUUAUUUCAAAAAGAUAUAGCUGCUAAUGAAUAUUUAUCUGAAUAUCAUGUUUUUUUUUUACUAACAACUGAAUUUAGACUUCACGAUGGUUCGACUUUUUAGAAACCUUUUUAGCAGCUAGCAACUCAUUAGCAUCGAGAUAUGCGUCGUAUUAGCAUCGAUGAAUCCAUAUCCAACGAAAAGAUGUCUCCUAAAACUGUUUCCUCGUGUUUAUUAUCGGCGUCACUUUCCAACAAUAACCAGCAGAUUAUAUUCAAGUGAUAUUUUACAACUAGCUGCCAUGCUACAUGCUACGUGCUACAUGCUACAGUCAGUUAAAUCUAUAAAAAGAUGAAUCCUACGAUGUUGAUUCUGAACCUUUUAAUGACUCGGCGUCUAAUUAUUUGUAUUAUAAGUAAACUGAUGUUAUUUAUGUCUUAAUGCCUUAAUGAGUAAACACAUAAAUGAUGUAGACGCAAAUAUUAUUACUCUAAUGUAUUAUGGUCUGUAUGGUGAGCCACGGUUAACAUAGCCACACAC
Cyclopterus lumpus (lumpfish) is the source of this 2371-nucleotide messenger RNA. RefSeq names its product transmembrane protein 74B (gene tmem74b). Lineage: Eukaryota; Metazoa; Chordata; Actinopteri; Perciformes; Cyclopteridae. The record is from RefSeq and is a predicted model, not a curated record. The transcript has 4 exons. The coding region runs from base 104 to 952 and encodes 282 amino acids.